Messenger RNA from Homarus americanus (American lobster), 859 nucleotides. Its product is annotated as nose resistant to fluoxetine protein 6-like. The record is from RefSeq and is a predicted model, not a curated record. The transcript has 7 exons. Gene Ontology annotation, molecular function: acyltransferase activity, transferring groups other than amino-acyl groups. Lineage: Eukaryota; Metazoa; Arthropoda; Malacostraca; Decapoda; Nephropidae. The coding region runs from base 263 to 844 and encodes 193 amino acids.
UGUGGUAUAAUAUGACAUCGUUCUCACCACCAGGAAGGCCAGCCACAAGAAGACGGUUCACCACAUCAACCUGCCUGUCACCCUUGAACACCUGGGCCUCACACCUUUCAUUAUCAACGAUAAAGUGACCAAUGGCACGUUCUUCCGCUAUGCUACCUGUAUACCUGAUGUUUGUUCAACGGAGGAGUUGUGGGCCAGCUUGGUGCAGGAGUACUGGGAGAAAGACUACAAUUUGCUCUAUACCUUCUGCCAACCAGAUGAAAUGUUUACCGCCUUCACUGCUGGGGAUAUCGCCUUCAUCACUGUGGUCAGCAUUCUCUUCUCACUGAUGCUGGCGGCUGGCAUCGUCGACGUCUACAUACAGAACACCAACAACAAAACCUUGGCGAAAGGUGGGCUCAAGUACUUGUUGCCCUUCUCAGUUUACACCAACACCCAGAAACUGUUUGAGCUGAACACCAAGUCUUCUCCCGGCACCAUAUCGUGUUUACAUGGCAUUAAGGUGUUGUCCAUGACUUGGGUAAUCUUCGGUCACCAACAGUCUGCUUCCUUACAACUGAACGCUAACACCCAGGACAUGUGGAAGAGAGUAAACAAGUUCCUGUAUCAAGCGAUCGCGAACGCCUACUUCAGCGUGGACACCUUCUUCAUGGUGGGCGGCCUCCUCUUGUCCUGCAGCGCCUUCAGGCAACUCAAGAGGACUGGGAAGUUCAACGUCGCUCUGUUUUUUCUACACAGAUUAGUCAGAUUAGUCCCAGCCAUCGCCAUCGUCACCGGUCUCUACGCCACCGUCGUCCACUUCUUCAUGUCUGGCUUCUUCGCUGACUUCUGGCACUACUGGUAGGCGACCUGUAGUCAA